Molecule: messenger RNA, 1505 nt
Organism: Eremomyces bilateralis CBS 781.70
Lineage: Eukaryota; Fungi; Ascomycota; Dothideomycetes; Eremomycetales; Eremomycetaceae
Product: Actin, gamma
Exons: 8
Coding region: 227-1354 (375 amino acids)
Source: RefSeq, a predicted model, not a curated record
GGAAAGAGCGGCGGAUCGCAAUCGCUCCUUGCCAGCGCCCGCUUCUCCUACUGACACCCAACUCUCCACAAUUGCCUCUCCCCUUCUUCACCUCUCGAUUCUAUCUCUCAAGGCACAUCUUCUUGUUGUCUAUUCUCUCAUCCUUCCCAUCUCCCAUUUCGUCUUGGACUACUCGCAACAUCCCCGCCGCAAUCUCCCUGUAGUUUAAAACUCCAACACCGCAGCCAUGGAAGAAGAAGUUGCCGCUCUCGUCAUCGACAAUGGUUCGGGUAUGUGCAAAGCCGGUUUCGCCGGUGAUGACGCACCUCGAGCUGUUUUCCCGUCCAUUGUCGGCCGACCUCGCCAUCAUGGUAUCAUGAUUGGAAUGGGUCAGAAGGACUCCUAUGUCGGUGAUGAGGCUCAAUCCAAGCGUGGUAUCCUUACUUUGAGAUACCCGAUCGAGCACGGUGUCGUCACCAACUGGGACGACAUGGAGAAGAUCUGGCAUCACACUUUCUACAACGAACUUCGUGUUGCCCCCGAGGAGCACCCCGUCCUGCUCACCGAGGCCCCGAUCAACCCCAAGUCGAAUCGUGAGAAGAUGACUCAAAUCGUCUUCGAGACCUUCAAUGCUCCCGCGUUCUAUGUCUCCAUCCAGGCCGUCUUGUCCCUGUACGCCUCCGGUCGUACCACCGGUAUCGUCCUCGAUUCCGGUGACGGUGUCACCCACGUUGUCCCCAUCUACGAGGGUUUCGCUCUUCCCCACGCCAUCUCGCGUGUCGACAUGGCCGGUCGUGAUCUCACUGAUUACCUCAUGAAGAUCCUGGCUGAGCGAGGAUACACCUUCUCCACCACUGCCGAGCGUGAAAUCGUUCGUGACAUCAAGGAGAAGCUCUGCUACGUUGCCCUCGACUUCGAGCAGGAGAUCCAGACCGCCAGCCAGAGCUCCAGCUUGGAGAAGUCCUACGAACUCCCCGACGGUCAGGUCAUCACCAUUGGCAAUGAACGCUUCCGUGCUCCUGAGGCUCUGUUCCAGCCGAGCGUGUUGGGUCUCGAAUCUGGUGGUAUCCACGUUGUCACCUUCAACUCCAUCAUGAAGUGCGACGUUGAUGUCCGUAAGGAUCUGUACGGCAACAUUGUCAUGUCUGGUGGUACUACCAUGUAUCCUGGUAUCUCCGACCGUAUGCAGAAGGAAAUCACUGCUCUUGCUCCGUCAUCCAUGAAGGUCAAGAUCAUUGCUCCUCCUGAGCGCAAAUACUCCGUCUGGAUCGGUGGUUCUAUUCUUGCAUCCCUCUCCACCUUCCAACAGAUGUGGAUCUCGAAGCAGGAGUACGAUGAGAGUGGUCCUUCCAUCGUCCACCGCAAGUGCUUCUAAGUGUGUGUAUCGACUCCUCAGGCGCGUCCGAAAGUGCUAGCAUAGUCAUGGGCUCCGUUUCCGUUCACCUUCCCACUUUAAUUCGACGACUACGACAAGCAAGUUUCCGAAUAACGAGUUCACAUGAUACGCGACCACACUGGACAAAAGA